Molecule: messenger RNA, 1436 nt
Organism: Setaria italica (foxtail millet)
Lineage: Eukaryota; Viridiplantae; Streptophyta; Magnoliopsida; Poales; Poaceae
Product: pirin-like protein At1g50590
Exons: 5
Coding region: 314-1195 (293 amino acids)
Source: RefSeq, a predicted model, not a curated record
UCGCGCACAGCCGCACAGGAGGAGAGGAGAGAGCGCGGCCGAGGAAACGAGCGAGCGAGCAGGGCGAGGGGAGCUGUCGCUUUUGACCUCGCGGCGUAACGGAAUCAGGGCGGAUUCGCGCGCGCCGCCGCUGCUGCUGCUGCUAUAUAAGAGGCCGCAAAGGCAACGGGCAAAGCCAUCGUCGUCGUCGUACUCGCCCGCAAGAAACACGGGUCCGGCAGCCGGCGGUCGGAGAAGCCGAUCGAGGAGGUUGGAGGCUUGGCGGAGCAGCAGCCGCGAGGAGGUUGGGGACUUGAGUCAGCAACCGGCGGCAAUGGAGAAGCCCCGGCAGGUGGUGCGGAAGUUCCUGGCCCGGCCGCAGCACGAGGGCGUCGGCGCCGUCGUCCGCCGCAGCAUCGGCAGGUUUGAGCUGAGGUACUUCGAUCCGUUCCUAGUCCUCGACGAGUUCUCCGUUUCUGCUCCGGCCGGGUUCCCCGACCACCCGCACAGAGGAUUCGAGACCGUCACCUACAUGCUCGAGGGCGCUGUGACGCACGAGGACUUCGAGGGCCACCGUGGCACCAUCAAGGCCGGCGACGUGCAGUGGAUGACGGCCGGGCGCGGCAUCGUGCACUCGGAGAUGCCCGCCGGCCCCGGCACGUCCAAGGGUCUGCAGCUCUGGGUCAACCUCUCCUCCGGCAACAAAAUGGUCGAGCCCGGGUACCAGGAGAUCCAGAGCAAGGACAUCGCGUGCACGUCCGCGGACGGCGUCACGGUGCGCGUGAUCGCCGGGCACGCCAUGGGGGUGCGGUCGCCGGUGUGCACGCGGACGCCGACCAUGUACCUCGACUUCACGGUGCGCCCGCGCGCCGCCGUGCGGCAGCCCGUGCUCCCGUCGUGGAACGCCUUCGCGUACGUGCUGGAGGGCGAGGGCGUGUUCGGGACCGAGCGGUGCGCGCCCGUCGGCGCCCACCACCUGCUCCUCCUUGGCCAGGGCGACGGCCUCGAGGUGUGGAACAAGUCGGACAGGCCGCUUCGGUUCCUGCUCAUCGGCGGCGAGCCCAUCGGGGAGCCCGUGGCGCAGCUGGGGCCCUUCGUCAUGAACACCGAGGAGGAGAUCGACAUGACCGUCGACGACUUCGAGCGCUACGCCAACGGGUUCGAGAAGGCCAGGCACUGGAAAUCGCAGGCGAUGGUAGCGCUUGGCGUAGAGUAGGGACAAACACGAGCAGAGUACACAGCGAAGGGGAAAAAAAUCAACAGAUUAUUUUCGUUUUUUUCCUAUUAUCAUCGUAAUAUACGGUACUACUAGUAGGUAUCAUUGCUUUUCUUUCUUUCCCCCAAGAUCGGGGUUGUGUACAUAUAUCUGGUAUAAAUUAAUUUUAACAAUAACCAGGAACAGAGUUUUAUAGUUCAUCAUCAUCAACAACAAAAUAAAAGUACUAUUUAUUCCCUUC